AAAUGACUACCAUCCAGCCACACAGAAUUCUAUCUUAACGAUUUUACUAUUCGAACCCUUUUCUACCACUACCAAACCACCACCUUAUAUCCUACAACAUGCCUCGCAACGGAGACGGAUCCGGCGACAACGGCCCCAUCGAGGGCAACGACAUCAUCCACGGCAGCUCUGGAGAUAACACUCUUCAGCACGCCAAGAACAACGUCGCACCCAUGCCCGAGAUCGAGAAGGGUGAAGCGAUCGAAGGUCUUUCUGGCUCAGGAGGCGGCGACGCACCCAAGGCUGGACACACUGGACAGGGCAGGGCAGCGAGCGACAGCAACAAGGCGGCGCCUGUCGACCACGCUACAAAAUAGGCGAUGGCGGGGCCAUGACCCAGGAGGAAUGAGACCUCGUAAAGAACCAUUGCGGUAGAACGUGUUGGCAGCAUGGCAUACUUGUGUCCCAGCUAUGCAAGGAAGCACGUUGCGGAUUUGAAGCCGCGCGUGGAGCACGGCCUAGACAGCGUACGAAGGCGUGCCCUAGUGAAGUCAAGAAUGUAAAGACGUCAC
Parastagonospora nodorum SN15 is the source of this 551-nucleotide messenger RNA. RefSeq lists its product as hypothetical. The transcript is spliced from 3 exons. The coding region runs from base 99 to 356 and encodes 85 amino acids. NCBI's taxonomy places the organism in Eukaryota, Fungi, Ascomycota, Dothideomycetes, Pleosporales, Phaeosphaeriaceae. The record is from RefSeq and is a predicted model, not a curated record.